AUGGGUGCGACGAUUAAAAUGUGUGGCAAGUGCCGGAGGCAUGGGGUCCUGCAGGCCUACAAAAGCCAUCUGGACUGUCCUUUUACGAACUGCGGAUGUGAUAAGGUGGGGCUUGAGGGGAUAAAAAGAUGUUUACAACCAAAAAUUUAUUUUUUAAGAUAGUAAUUUUUUGAUUUUUAGUGCUUCCAAGUCGACGAAUAUCGCCAGAAAAUGAGGAAAAUUGUGGCUGAAACCAAGAAAAGGAAGACUGAAAAUCUCGAGGCCUCUGAGACUGCCGGACCGUCUACCGAAGCCAACAUUGUGCACAACACAGCAAAUGCUAGUGCCUUCAGAAUCCCCGCAUCUGCUUCAAAUAGCCUUCAGUCCCCUUCAACAUCCUCGUUUCAUCUUCAACACCUCAGAAAGCCCACUACAGCGACGGCUGACACCCGAAUGAACACAUUUUCUCGCCUAAAAACACCGUUAUUUAAUUCUCCCGUCGAGGAAGAGCCAUCAGUCAAAAAAAUCAAAGUGGCGUCCCCGGCCGAUUUGCUGAGCCAGCUUCUCAGCCAUUACGACAUCAUGCUCAUUGAGCCCAUUCCAUUGAAAACAUUGUUGGCCCAAAAUUCUAACGUCCCAAUUCCGUGUAUAGACUUGGACAACUUACAAGUGAUUUGUUGA
Messenger RNA from Bursaphelenchus xylophilus (pine wood nematode), 660 nucleotides. Lineage: Eukaryota; Metazoa; Nematoda; Chromadorea; Rhabditida; Aphelenchoididae. The record is from the annotation of a GenBank genome assembly.